Messenger RNA from Dioscorea cayenensis subsp. rotundata (Guinea yam), 2364 nucleotides. RefSeq names its product protein NRT1/ PTR FAMILY 7.3. Gene Ontology annotation, molecular function: transmembrane transporter activity. The record is from RefSeq and is a predicted model, not a curated record. Lineage: Eukaryota; Viridiplantae; Streptophyta; Magnoliopsida; Dioscoreales; Dioscoreaceae. Gene Ontology annotation, cellular component: membrane. Gene Ontology annotation, biological process: transmembrane transport. The transcript is spliced from 5 exons. Bases 83 to 1972 code for a protein of 629 amino acids.
ACAAAUCUUCUCUUAAUUUAUUAAGUCCUUCCUCUUCUUCUCCUUCUUCUUCUUAUAAAAUCUCUAGUGUUGUUUUGCAUCAAUGUCUUGCCCAAGAGAACAAGAAAUGAUGGAAAGAAGAAGAGAAGAAGAAGGUGGUGAGAUGAAGAUGAACAUUAAUAUUAAUGAAGGAUUUGGAGGAGAGGAAGAAGAAGAUGAAGAUGAGUAUACAAUGGAUGGAUCAGUGGACAUCAGAGGAAACCCUGCAAGCAAAAAUAAGACCGGUGGAUGGAUUGCUGCUUCUCUUGUUCUUGUGAAUCAAGGGUUGGCAACACUAGCAUUCUUUGGAGUGAAUGUGAACUUGGUGUUGUUCUUAACAAGGGUGUUAAAACAAAACAAUGCUGAUGCAGCCAAUAAUGUGAGCAAAUGGACAGGGACUGUUUACAUAUUCUCACUAGUUGGUGCCUUCCUCAGUGACUCCUAUUGGGGCAGAUACAAGACUUGUGCCAUCUUCCAGUUCAUCUUUGUCCUUGGUUUGGUGUUGCUGUCCUUGUCAUCCUACCUGUUCUUAUUGAAACCCACAGGAUGUGGAGGGGAAGUCACUGCAUGUGGACCACAUUCAGGUGUAGAAGUUGGUCUUUUCUAUCUCUCAAUUUAUAUGACUGCCCUUGGUAAUGGUGGCUACCAACCCAACAUUGCCACUUUUGGGGCUGACCAAUUUGAUGAAGAGAACCCUAAAGAGUCCCACUCUAAGAUCUCAUUUUUUAGUUAUUUUUACUUGGCCCUCAAUUUAGGAUCCUUAUUCUCCAAUACUUUUUUGAGUUACUUUGAAAAUGAGGGCUCUUGGGCUUUAGGCUUUUGGGCUUCGGCUGUGUCAGCGUUUGUUGCUCUUGUCUUGUUUUUGGGUGGGACUCCAAGGUACCGAUAUUUUAAGCCCGGUGGAAACCCACUUUUUAGGGUUGCUCAAGUUGCAGUGGCAGCGGUGAGGAAGUGGAAAAUUAAGAUGGCAAAUGGUGGUGAGAAUUUAUUUGAAACUGAUAUUAAGGAGUUUUCAUCAACCAAUACUGGUAUCAGAAAGAUACUUCAUACGGAGGGUUUUAGAUUUUUGGACAAAGCAGCAUACGUAGACAAUGAAGAAGACAUGAACACAAAGAAAAAAGAGAGAAACCCAUGGAGGUUGUGCACCAUAACUCAAGUAGAAGAAGUGAAAUGCAUUCUCAGACUUCUCCCAAUCUGGCUUUGCACAAUCAUCUACUCAGUUGUGUUCACUCAAAUGGCUUCUCUUUUUGUUGAGCAAGGUGCAGCCAUGUCUACAAAAGUUUUCUCAUUUCCCAUUCCUCCGGCCUCCAUGUCUGCCUUUGAUAUCCUCAGUGUAUCUGUUUUCAUUUUCCUUUAUCGCCGUGUUCUUCAUCCACUCUUCUCCAAACUCCGGAAAGAUCCUAAAGGCCUUACUGAACUUCACCGAAUGGGUGUCGGUCUAAUCAUCGCCGUCAUUGCCAUGAUUUCCGCCGGCACCGUCGAACAUUACAGAUUAAAACACAAAGGACAUCUAUCAAUUCUUUAUCAAAUCCCACAAUAUGUUCUUAUUGGAGCAUCUGAAGUAUUCAUGUAUGUUGGCCAACUUGAGUUCUUCAAUAGUCAAGCACCGGAUGGAUUGAAAAGCUUUGGAAGUGCAUUGUGCAUGACUUCAAUGUCUUUAGGUAACUACUUCAGUAGUUUACUUGUAAGUUUGGUAAUGGACAUAACCACUAGUCACCGUCAUGCCGGUUGGAUUCCGGCCGACUUAAAUAAGGGUAAUUUGGAUCGGUUCUACUUUUUGUUGGCAGCAAUGACUAGUGUUGAUUUUGUAGUUUAUGUUGCUUGUGCCAAAUGGUACAAGUGCAUAAAACUAGAACCAAAAUCUAGUCAUUAUCAAGAUGAUGAUGAUGAAGAAGAAGAUGAAGAUGAAUAUGAUCAGAAUGAAAGUGAAGGAGGUAUUAUUACUAGUGUCUAGCACUAUGAUCACUAAUUAAAAAGGGUAUAGAAAUAAGUGUUAGAAAUAACAACACAUGAUCAUCUUUCUCUUCUUGAGUUUAAUUUCUCCUUCCUUUAAUUUGCUUGAUUAACUAAUUAACUCCAUUUGUGGCAUCAAAAGAUAAAAGGGGCUUUUUUUUAAAUGGGUGAUUUGGAGGGAGAAAUGAUGAUGAUGUUAAUGAUAAUUAUUGUUUGAUAUAACUUUGUUUGUGGAGGAGCUAGAGGAUUCCAGAAUGUGAAGAAGAGAGCCUAACUUUAUUAGAUCUCUUUUCUGAUUCUGUAAAGCUUUGUAUUUUGUAAUGGGUAUUGGUAUUGUUUAUUUUGCUUGUAUUGUGAAAAUUUAAUGAAAAAAAAAACAGAACUUUGUGUUCA